Molecule: messenger RNA, 878 nt
Organism: Cryptococcus deneoformans JEC21
Lineage: Eukaryota; Fungi; Basidiomycota; Tremellomycetes; Tremellales; Cryptococcaceae
Exons: 3
Coding region: 178-507 (109 amino acids)
Source: RefSeq, a predicted model, not a curated record
CUCUUUUCUUUGCUUGCUCUUUUCACUGCUUGUGUUUUACUAUCUAUACUUCUAGUAUAACCUCCUAGUACACCUUUGAUUAGACACAGUCUUCCAAAAAGAUCAACCAUACCCUGGAUUAAUCCCGUUUUCCAUUUCGACUCAUCUUCACCGCCAAAUCUUUCUCCGCCAAUCGCAAUGGAAGCCCUUUCAAGAAGAGAAGAGAAUGAAAUUCACGAAGCAGCCAAGAAGGAGGCUCUAAGGUCCUGUGACGAUUAUGUCAAAGAUUUUGCCGAUUGUGCUACCGGUCGGACGUUCUCUUUGCCUUUCAUGUGCAAAACUAGGCUCAAUGCGAUGCAGGGGUGUAUGCGAGACUACAUGACGCAAGAAAGGAUGGACGCUAUGAAGCUUGACUUCAUUGCUCACCGAUCAGAAAAGGGAAGAGAGGCCGUUGAAGCUUUGAGAAAGAGCAGAGAAGAAAAAUUGAGGAAAAUGGCGGGUAUCAAGGAUGAACCAGCCAGAAUAUGAGGUGAUGAAGCAGCGAUGGGAAUGGCCUAGAGGUCCGGGUAUCUUCCUUGCUCAUUGUUGUCAAAGUCUACUACUUGCAUGGAGGCGAUGCUCCACUCAGUGAAUCAGGAAGAAGUAUAGGCUGGAUUUGAAGCUUAGGAUCACAAAAAAUUAGCGAGCUACGUCCAAGUGCGAUAUGGAAAUUCACACAAUCUUUCCCCUGUAACGGUCUAUGCUCUUUGCAGUCUGUCCAACACACAACUAUUUUCAAAUAUGAUGGGCGUACUUGGUCGCGAUAAUAACCACCAGACUCACAAUUUCGUCGAAAAUCAUCAGACCAUAGCUUGAAACAUCAUAUCAUGAUAAUACAUUAAGUACUGACACUGUUGAAG